GGUCUGGGGGGGUGGGUCUUGCUUGGGGAGGGACUGCCCAGAACCCUGUCUUCAGGCCCAGGCCAGCUUGGACCCCAUGUCCCGGAGCAGGGACUGAACUUGCAUCCCCACAAGCACAGGUGUGAUCAGGUGAAGAUGGUGAGAGCUGAAAAGGCUGUCCCUGUUCCAUCAACCUCUUCACUGAGCUGGGAGAGCCCAUGCUCUGGAGGGCCAGGUGACUUCCCCACAGUCACCCACAAGCUGUUAUUUGUACCGAGAUGACCUGUACGCUGGGACGAACCACCCAGAUCCAUCUCGGGGAGUUUCUAUUCCUGUAGACACCUGCAAGUCCCAGCAUGCCUGGCCUGUCAGAAUAGCCCGUGCCUCAGUCUCUCACAGGAUCUCCUAGUCACUCCAGGCUGCAGUUCAGCCCCAACUUUCCUGAAUGGCCGGAAUCUGCAGGGGGUCCCCGCUGAGAGCCGCCCAGGGCCCAUGGGUGAGUCUCAGCUCUCCUGGCCCUGGAGAUGGGAGGAUGUGGGGAAAUCUCUUCUCGCAAGGCCUUCCGGAGCUAUUUGGCCCAAGGCUGACCCAAACCGCUAUGGAGAAGCCAGAGCUGGCGAGUGGCAUGGGGCCCAGCAUAGCGGGGUAGGGGGUGGGGGAGGCCCUCCUGCUGCCCAUCCUCGAAGACACUCUGCAUGAGUGCCCCCUGCAUGGGGCUGAGGCAUCCCCCAGGCUGGGCCCUGAGGCCUUCCCAGCCCAUGAGUCCUAAAUAUGAAUGUGCCAGCAUCACGCUUUUUUCUGUGGGUGGUAGUUCUGAAUCCUAAACCCCAGGAGCGCUGGAAGUCUUGGUGGCUUCUUUCAGAUGCUGGUGGCCCCUGUGUGACACCCAGCCUAGAACAUCUAGUGUGUGACCUGCUUCCCUCUCGUCCAAAGGCGUCUCCUGCCUCUGCUCAUGCGCUGGUUCUUGUGCAGUGCGCAACUUCCAAGAGGGCACGGAAUGCAAAUCCCCUUCCUGGAGAAUGUUCCCCACUUAGACAGAGGGGACCCCCACAGAACCCCUCUCUAGACCUGAUAGAAAGAGCCCCCUCUGCCAGAUCAGGCUGACACUAGAGCCAUUUGAAGAACGUCUGGUCCCACCCCCUCAUUUCACCGAUGAGGAAGCUGAGCCCCAGAGAGGGAAGUGACUCUCUCCAGAGCAGGUUGGUGAACAAGCUGGGAGGAGAAAUGACAUCUCACAGCUCGCUCAGCUGUGCCACACCACCAACAGGAAAGAACAUGAGCCAGGGCAACAAAAGUGAAGACUGCUCCUUCAGUGACGUGGAUGAGCUGAUGAAAAGCGUGCAGCUGGCAGUCUAUGUCCCCACCUUCCUCCUGGGCCUGCUCCUCAACGUGCUAGCCAUCCGAGGCUUCUGCACCUUCCUGCAGAAGAGGUGUCUGGAUUACGCUGCCACCUCCAUCUACAUGAUCAACCUAGCGGUCUUUGACCUGCUGCUGGUGCUUUCCCUGCCAUUCAAGACGGUCCUGAACCACGUGCCGACACCCUUCCCUUCCUUCUGUACCUUGGCGGAAUGCCUCUAUUUCAUCAGCAUGUAUGGCAGUGUCUUCACGAUCUGCUUCAUCAGCCUGGACAGAUUCUUGGCCAUCCAGUACCCCAUCCAGGUCAGCCACCUCCGGUCCCCCAGGAAGAUCUUUGGGAUCUGCUUCAUCAUCUGGGUCCUGGUGUGGGCUGGGAGUAUCCCUAUCUACAACUUCCACGGGCAAGUGGAAACCUACAAAUGCUUCCACAAUAUGUCUGAUAGCACCUGGAGUGCCAAGGUCGUCUUCCCCCUUGAGGUGUUCGGCUUCCUUCUUCCCAUGGCCGUUAUGGGUUUCUGCUCCUCCAGGAGCAUCCGCAUUCUGAUUGGCCGUCGGGAUCAUAACCAGGACUGGGUCCAGCGUAAGGCUUGCAUCUGGACUAUCGCGGCCAAUCUGGCUGUGUUCGUGGUCUCCUUUCUUCCAGUCCACCUGGCAUUCUUCUUGCAGUUCCUGGUGAGGAAUGGCUUUAUUGUGGAGUGCAGAGCUAAGCAGAACAUCAGCUUGUUCGUGCAGUUGUCCAUGUGUUUCUCCAACGUCAACUGCUGCCUGGAUGUUUUCUGCUACUACUUUGUCAUCAAAGAAUUCCGCAUGGGCAUCAUGGCCCACCGGCCUUCCAGGGCCCAGCUAAUCCUCCAGGAUACCCUGACCACAGGGGCUACCAAGAAAGACCUGAUCAAAGAAAGCAAACCCUAGCCCUAAAUUCCAGCAGCGGAUAUCCUGUUCCAAGGUUUGGGAUGUGACAGGAUGAUAUAUGGCACAUUUACUAAGGCGCUUUCCAUUUUGAUGCUCAUUAAAUGCUGUCUUUGCUAGUUACGCCCCAAAGACCUUUCCGCAGCACCCAGACAGCUUGACAUAAAUCACGCAGUGUUUGGGGAUCUCUGAAGAACCUAAGAACCAGGUGAAUUCUUGAUUUUUAAGUCCAAAAUCAUGAGGCAGAAGAAUUGAGAAAGACAAUGAGACCAUCUGAAUAAGGCUGUUUCCCAGCUCUCCCUGUCCUUCUGUAGACUAGAAGAUUCUGGAAGGGACGAGAGGAAGGAGUUAGGAACGAGAACUAAGAGGGUUGGUCAUGGUGGAGUGUGUCCUGGGUAGAGAUGGAGCCGUAGAAUGGAUCAAGCUCCUUUUUAGUUUGGGGAUGCCGGGUGGAGCAGACUCACACUUUGCUAUCCCUCUGGGCUCUGUUGGCCAACAACCUCACAGAGAUGACAGCAAGUGGGGGUAAUCGAGGCAGAGCAAGUACACACAGAGAGCCCCAAGUUUCCUAUUGGCCUUAGAAAGGUCUGGGAAGCCAGCCAAACCUUUAUUUGCUCACAAGAAGGCUACAGAAGGAUGAGGGGGGCUGCGGUGAAGCUGUGGACACUUUGUGGAAGCAGUGAGGACAGUGUGGAAAGAUGUUGGUGACACCUGAGAGCCAUGAGGGGACAGGAUACACCCGGGGAGGGAAGAAGGCCAAGGGCUGGAAGUGGACUGCCCCUCCCCCAGUGCCAUCAGGAUGUCACAGCAUGGAGUUUUAGUGCUCGCCCAGAGGGAGGUGAGGCGGUGGAGAAGGGAAAUUCCUAGACGUGAUCAGCUUGCUGUCUUGAACAGCCUGAGAAGUUGUUAAUUAGACUUGGUUUCCUUGAGAACCGGGAGAAAGAAUCAGGUCUAAUUUAGUUCAGCGAGAGAAGAAUAAGGAACAUGUGUUUGUGUUGCCCACCUGAAUCCUGGCUGGGCAUCUGGCCAGGGAGGCACUGUCCACAGAGCUGUCCCCCUCCAGUGGUGACAGGGAGAAACUGAGUCAGGCAGGAAUGGAGCCACCAUCUCAAUGGCACAGGGCUCUUGGCACUUCCUGGUUGGAAACUCUGAACAAUUGAAUCACGGCUUCGAUUGGGCUCCUCAAUGAUCCAGAGAAGGAGCGGCAGCGACAGCCGAAAGCUUCCGGUGACUCAGCUGCUCCAGAGAGUAAAAUGAUUAUAAGGAUAAACGUGGGGCAGUUUUGCAAGACAGAAUGAGUGGGAUGAGACGUAACAGAUGAGACUUACUGUAAACAAGGGGAAGGUGUUUGGGAAGAAAAGCAACCACCUUCUACCUGUAGGAUAAGAGGCUUCCAUGGCCAAGUGGUGGAUGGAAGGGAGGGGUGACUGUGUGGCGGGGGAAGGGACCUAUUUAGAUAAAACCCUGAAGGGAGGAAGAGGUGGAGGUUGGGCCAUUGCCCAAGGCUUGAAGCGAUGGGGCUCUGUGAGGAGGUGGGGGACGGGCAGGAAGGAUGGAGGGCAGAGCUGCUUCCUGCCCGAGAAUCCCCAGCUUGACUGAGAGCCAUCAAAGGGCAGGAGCCCCGCCUUCUCCUCCUUCCUCUCAGCUGACUCAGUGGUCAAGUGGUGUUCUGUGGGGCUGGAGGGAAGGGUGAGGAAGAAGGUGUCAAUGAAGGGGUAGAAAUGGGUGUGGAGGAGUGAUCAUGACCAGGACCAGAGGCUCUUGUCCCUCAGACUGGCCUCCAGGAACCAGCAGCCAGAGUCAGGGGCUCUGCAGACCAGAGAUGAGUCCUGCCCGUCUGCCCCAAGCCCUGGACAUCCUCCCCCCUACCUAUGGGCUGGCUACACUGUCCCAUGGCCAUCCUAGACAGAAGCACACCUGUGUUACUGUUGGAAAGCCAGAAAGCUGCCAUAUGCAGCAGGACAUUUGGGCUGAAUUGGGGUCAGAGUCCAUGGGUGGGUGGAGAUAUGGACCACCCCUCCUCCAAUUUCUCUCUUUGCAUGAGUCUAGACUCAUGAGCUGUGUGACUAUAAGGUGUAUGUCCUUGGAGGGGUAGAGCAGUCCUGGGUGGAUGUGACAACUGUGGACCUGUCUGUGGGUGAGUCUUGGAAGCCUGACCAAUCCCAACACACUAGGGGGAGGAGAGGUACCUCUUCUCUCUCCCCACAGGGACCCAUCCUGGCCUUCGAGUCACAGGGGACUCAUCAGGGUCUGUGGGAGUGGCUACAGGCCCAGUGCAGCAGGCCAGGCUGCUCUGCAGAGGAUCCAGCCUCUGGGCCCAAGCCCAGCCCACAGUCAGCGGUCAGGCAUGGAAAGGGCAGAGGGUCAGGGACACAGGGUCAGGGUCAGGGUUAGGGUGCUGAUGCAUGCAAGUGCCAAUGCCCACAGCAAGUGGCAGCCAGUGAGUUGGGGAACGCUGAACUUUGUCACGGAAAAGGCUGAAAUUCCUGCUACUAAAGCCGGUGGAGGCUUGGAGACAUUGUUUGGCCAUAAACGUGACCUUAUUUGUACUCCUAGUCUGGAAAAACCCGAGACAUAGCUGUGAUGUGUACCUGCAUGAAACUGGCACAAUUAAUUGGAAAAAAUGAUUUGAUUAAGCUGACCUGUCAAAUAAAUAGACUCCUAUGAUGCUGUGUGA
This is a messenger RNA of Equus caballus (horse), 4921 nucleotides long. It is a transcript of the gene GPR55, whose product is annotated as G protein-coupled receptor 55. Gene Ontology annotation, biological process: positive regulation of Rho protein signal transduction; phospholipase C-activating G protein-coupled receptor signaling pathway. Lineage: Eukaryota; Metazoa; Chordata; Mammalia; Perissodactyla; Equidae. Gene Ontology annotation, molecular function: G protein-coupled receptor activity. Gene Ontology annotation, cellular component: plasma membrane. The record is from RefSeq and is a predicted model, not a curated record.